This is a messenger RNA of Mizuhopecten yessoensis (Yesso scallop), 2301 nucleotides long. RefSeq names its product quinone oxidoreductase-like. The transcript has 10 exons. The coding region runs from base 249 to 1250 and encodes 333 amino acids. NCBI's taxonomy places the organism in Eukaryota, Metazoa, Mollusca, Bivalvia, Pectinida, Pectinidae. Gene Ontology annotation, molecular function: quinone reductase (NADPH) activity; NADPH binding; mRNA 3'-UTR binding. The record is from RefSeq and is a predicted model, not a curated record. Gene Ontology annotation, cellular component: cytosol.
CAUGUGACCUACAUCUGAGAUCGGGCUCUAUUUACACAGUUUCUCAGAAUCAUCUAACCGGAUCUAGACUUGCCGAUUAUCAUAUAAACUGUAACGGUUGUUUUUGGCCCUCUACAGUGGUGGUUUGUACACGUAACAGAGAAGCAGCUAUUUCGACAUUAGGAAAAGACAAACUAUACUAGUGAGAAAAGCUGCACAGAUCUGACUUACAUCUCAGUCAUUUUUAGUUUGUGUGCCUUUUAAACAGAAUGAGUGUAUCCAGAUCUGCCAGUAGAACCAUAAUGAAGGCGAUACGUGUGGCACAGUUUGGGGGACCAGAGAUGAUGAAAGUCGAGGCCAACCUGGCCAUACCUAAACCCUCUGAAAAACAGAUCCUUAUAAAAGUGAGCGCAGCUGGUGUCAAUCCUGUGGAUACCUACAUUCGGGCAGGGACCUAUGCCAAGAAACCAGACCUACCCUACACACCAGGGUCUGAUGUUGGUGGGGUCGUGGAGGAAGUUGGGUCAGCGGUCACCAAGUUUAAGAAAGGUGACCGUGUGUUCACUGUCAGGACAGACACUGGAGGUUACGGUGAAUACACUCUGACCGACUCCGGUUUGGCCGGUCUGCUGGAUGACAAACUCUCCCUAGAGCAGGGUGCUGCCAUAGGCGUGCCUUACUUCACAGCCUACAGAGCUGUUGUCACACAUGGAAAAGCUAAAACAGGGGAGACAAUCCUGGUUCACGGAGCAAGUGGUGCUGUGGGUUUGGCAUGUGUACAGAUAGCUAAGGCGCAUGGCCUUCGUGUCGUAGGGACGGCUGGGACUCAGGAGGGACUUGAUCUUGUCACUUCCCUCGGAGCAGAAGCUGUCGUAAACCACAGGGGAGACAACUACACACAGACCAUCACCGCAGCAUGUGGUGGUUCUGGUCCAAACCUCAUCAUUGAAAUGUUGGCAAAUGUUAAUUUGGAAAAAGACCUGCAGAUGGCAGCACAAAAGGGACGUAUUAUUAUUGUGGGUAGUAGAGGGACAGUAGAGGUCACUCCCAGACUGACCAUGGGCAAGGAACUGACCGUUCAGGGACUUAUGCUUAUGGGAUCUACAGCAGAAGAAUGGGACCAGAUGCAUGCCGGGAUCAAGAAAGGGAUGGCGGCAGGUUGGCUGAAGCCCCACAUAGGCCACACCUACACCUUAGAGCAAGCUCCUCAAGCUCACGACGACAUCAUCAACACAAAGGGAGCAACGGGGAAACUGAUCUUGAAAAUAUAACUGGACUUUGCUUUUUCAUAUGUUAAUAUGGUUGGUGUCUCAAAGUAUAUUAAGGCAGAGAUAGAAGAACAAUGAGUGACGGGGAGUCCUGGUUAUGUUUAGUUAACCCUGACAGAUCUGGGUAAGCUUUGGUUAGCUUUGGUGAUUCCAUUUGGUAAGCCGUAUGCCAUGAUGAGAUCUGGUAGAUUAUGGUAAGCAUUGGUAAGUCUUGCCGGUUACCUUUGAAAAUCAUCAGAAAUCAUCAGUGUCUUCCAAUCAAAUCAAGAUACUGUACCAUACUGUACUGAUUAUAUAUAUGCUAAAUAACAUGUAAUCAUCAAGUUGGUAGAAGAAUGUAAAGCAAGAAUUUAACCAAAACAAAGUGAUAAAAUUCAUCAUUUCUCAAGUAUCAUGUAUCAAAAUGUGACGUCAACAAUGCCCCACACCACCCGUUACUGAAUGAUUCCUGUUUUGACAUUGAAAUCAAAUGCAUUUUGACUUGGUUUUGUAGUAAUUGUCAAUUGAUCAUAUCGUAGUUUAAGCAUUUUGUUGAACGAAACUUUUGGCAUCCUUGAAAUUCAAGGGGUCACACUCACAUACAUUCUCUGAGUAAACGUAAGUGAGCAUUCUCUUUAGCGAGUGUUACCCCUGGAAUAACGAGGACGAAUUUUUGGUAUAGCUGAUCGUUACGUGUUCUUCCUAAAAUGUUUCUUUUCAUAGAAGAUGUGCAGACAUCUAGGCUGGGUUACCCGUCACUUGUCUGUUUGCUUGUUGUGAUGGCCAGUAUUCAUUAUAACAUUGCUACAAUAGUCAGAAUGUAAUUUCAUCUUGCUACUGAACCAUACCACAAUGAGGCAUUAAACAUAUAUUUUAAUCACAGAACGCAUUUAUGAUGGUGUCAAUGUCUAUAUAUAAAUUGUGAAGUAUGUUUGUAUAACAGACUACAUGUUUGCAGUGAAUGUCCAACAUAUGCAUCAAAAGUGCUUUUAUAUGGAUAACUCAUUGUAUAUUGUAUUACUGCCGAAGUGAGUCCACGUAUUACUAGUCAAUAAAUAAAAUUUUAUGCAAUAAA